GUUUGACUACAGAAAAUGGCAGAAUGAUGGUAUACCUAGACAAUAUAAUAAUGAUGGUAUACGUUUGAUAGGUUCUACUGCUCAGUUUUUAAUACAGUAUUAUAUUAUCGAAUUCUCAUAAUUUCAUCUAAUUUUGAGCUGGAUAGAGUGCUGAUUGAAAUAUCCAAAUUUCAGCCUUGUCACAAUCAGAAUGACUGAUAAUAGCGAUUUAGAUAGACAAAUUGAACAAUUAAAAAGAUGUGAGAUUAUUAAAGAAGCUGAAGUAAAGGCUCUUUGUGCUAAAGCCAGAGAAAUUUUGGUAGAAGAAAGCAAUGUUCAACGAGUUGAUUCACCCGUCACAGUUUGUGGGGAUAUUCAUGGACAGUUCUAUGAUUUGAAGGAGCUUUUCAAAGUGGGUGGUGAUGUUCCCGAAACAAACUAUUUGUUUAUGGGUGAUUUUGUGGAUAGAGGAUUUUACAGUGUGGAAACAUUUUUAUUGUUGUUAGCUUUAAAAGUUCGAUAUCCUGAUCGAAUUACAUUAAUAAGAGGAAAUCAUGAAUCAAGACAAAUUACACAAGUAUAUGGAUUUUAUGAUGAAUGUCUUAGAAAAUAUGGAUCAAUUACAGUUUGGCGGUAUUGUACAGAAAUUUUUGAUUACUUAAGUUUAUCCGCUAUCAUUGAUGGAAAAAUAUUUUGUGUACAUGGUGGACUAAGUCCAUCUAUUCAAACACUUGAUCAAAUACGAACUAUUGAUAGAAAGCAAGAGGUCCCUCAUGAUGGGCCAAUGUGUGAUUUGUUGUGGAGUGAUCCAGAAGAUACUCAGGGGUGGGGUGUGUCACCACGUGGGGCAGGAUAUUUAUUUGGUUCCGAUGUUGUAGCACAAUUCAACAGUUCUAAUGAUAUUGAAAUGAUAUGUAGAGCUCAUCAACUAGUUAUGGAAGGUUAUAAAUGGCAUUUUAAUGAAACAGUUCUGACUGUAUGGUCAGCACCUAAUUAUUGCUACCGGUGUGGAAAUGUAGCUGCCAUUUUGGAAUUAAAUGAACAUUUACAAAGAGAUUUCACAAUAUUUGAGGCAGCACCACAAGAAAGUCGUGGAAUUCCUUCAAAAAAACCUCAAGCAGAUUACUUUUUAUAA
This is a messenger RNA of Ctenocephalides felis (cat flea), 1114 nucleotides long. It is a transcript of the gene Pp4-19C, whose product is annotated as serine/threonine-protein phosphatase 4 catalytic subunit. The record is from RefSeq and is a predicted model, not a curated record. Lineage: Eukaryota; Metazoa; Arthropoda; Insecta; Siphonaptera; Pulicidae. Gene Ontology annotation, cellular component: nucleus; cytoplasm. Gene Ontology annotation, biological process: double-strand break repair via homologous recombination; peptidyl-serine dephosphorylation. The transcript is spliced from 6 exons. Gene Ontology annotation, molecular function: protein serine/threonine phosphatase activity. Bases 191 to 1114 code for a protein of 307 amino acids.